UAAACGGACACAAAGAAACUUCAAAGCUCUUAACCAAAAAGCACAACACCACAAGUAGAACUCGUCAACACUACAGACAAAAAAGAAAACCUUCUCCUUCCCCUUCUCCUUCCUCUUUUGCUUUACUUUAUCUCUCCCUCUUGUGUAUUGAUGAGGUGGUCACCAAUGUGGCUUGGUUGGUGAGAGAGAAUAAAUGCAUUGCUUCACACAGUCACAGGAUCAUAUAGCUGGUCAGUGGUCAGUGAACAAGACAGAUUAAUUAUAGGUUUCUUUCUUUCUUUCCUAAUUCAUCGUAAAUCAUAAUAACUUUGAAAUCAAAUUUAUUGUUUUUUAAAGAAACAAAGAGAGUGAGAAAUGGACAUGCACGUGGUUCAUCCUCCGUUGGUACUUGGUAGCAACCAUUACAUACAUAUAUAGAGGGACUUUUUAGAGCAGUUUAUUAAAUUGCCUCACCUGCUUCCUUUCCAGCCAAGGUACUGUCACCACUUGCCAUUUCCAUUCCUCACCCCACCACCAUCACCACCACCACCCUUUCACCAUUUUCAUUGCGUGUCUCUUCCAAUGCUUCUCUGCCACCAUUAAUUUCAUUUCUUUACUCAAUCCCAGAAAAGUAUAGCUAAAACCCCCUUAAAUCUUUGUUCAUGUGCCCAUAAACAAAAGGGUUUUUAGAUUUCACUUCUAUUUCCAUGUUUUUGUGUGCAAAUGUGGUCGCAAUUAAAGAGCUUUCUUUAAUUUCAGUAAUAUCCGGAGGAAAUUGAAAAAAUGUUGCUAUUUGGUUAUGAUUGUGAUUUGCUAUUUCUUACUUUGAGAACUCCAAUAAUUGCUUCUAGUAAAGAAGAAAUGCUAUGGUCGCCUGUAGGAAGUCUGAAUUGGAUCCAUCAUCAAUAAUAAUGCCAAACGGAUAGAUCCAUUUAUCAACAUUUUUUUGUACAGUGAGCAUGAGCAGAUUUUAUCAAUUUUGUGUCUCUCAUGCUCUUUUGCUCUUAAUUUCUUGCUUUCUUGGAUUCACUUCUACUGUUUCACCAGCUACUGAGAAAGAGAUCUUGCUGCAAUUCAAGGCAAGCGUCACCCGUGAUCCCUUCAAUAGCUUGGUUACAUGGGUUCCAAGUGGCAAUCCUUGUGAUUACAGCGGUAUUUUCUGCAAUUCGCUUGGGUUAGUAGAGAGAAUUGUUUUGUGGAACAAAAGCCUAUCUGGGUCUUUAUCACCAGCAUUAUCAGGUUUGAGAUCUUUGAGAACUUUGACAUUGUUUGGCAAUCAGUUUACUGGUAAUAUCCCACAAGAAUAUGCAGAGUUAAGCACAUUGUGGAAGAUAAAUUUAAGUUCGAAUGCCUUAUCUGGGUCAAUCCCAGAAUUCAUUGGUGAUUUGCCAAGUAUAAGGUUCCUCGAUUUGUCAAGCAAUGGGUAUAGUGGAGAAAUAUCAUCGGCUUUGUUCAAGUUUUGUUACAAAACCAAGUUUGUUUCUUUAUCUCAUAACAAUCUUUCUGGUCCAAUUCCUGUCUCAAUCUUAAAUUGUACUAAGCUUGAAGGUUUUGAUUUCUCUUUCAAUAAUCUCAAUGGUGAAUUGCCUUCUCGAAUUUGUGAUAUUCCUGUGUUAAAGUAUUUGUCUUUGAGCAGCAACGUGUUAACUGGGAGUGUAGAGGAGGAGAUUUCAAGAUGCCAAAGCUUAAAUUUUUUGGAUCUUGGCAGCAACAUGUUUACGGGACUGGCACCAUUUGGGGUUGUAGGAUUCCGAAACAUGAGUUAUUUCAAUGUUUCACACAAUGGCUUUACUGGAGAGAUUCCUGAGAUUGGAACAUGCAGUGAGGGACUGCAGAUCUUUGAUGCUUCAGGUAAUCAUUUAGAUGGAGAGAUGCCGUUGAGCAUUACAAACUGCAAAAACCUUGAAGUUCUCAACUUGGGGUUUAACAUGCUAAAUGGGAGUAUCCCAGUUGGGAUUGCAGAUAUGGAGACGCUUCGGAUUCUUAAUUUGGGCAAUAAUUUGAUUGGUGGGUCAAUUCCCAUAGGUUUUGGACGCAUUGACAUCCUUCUGGUCUUGGAUUUGCACAAUCUCCACCUUACCGGUGAAAUUCCUAAAGAUAUAAGCAAUUGCAAGUAUCUCCGGGAGCUGGAUCUUUCUGGUAAUGGCUUAGAUGGAGAAAUUUCCAAUACACUUUACAAUAUGACUUUCUUAGAAGUCCUUGACUUGCAUGGUAACCAACUGAAUGGUAGCAUACCAGAAACUCUAGGAAACCUGUCAAACCUCAUACUGCUUGACCUCUCGCAAAAUAAUCUUUCAGGGCCAAUCCCAUUUUCCCUUGGAAAUUUGCCAAACUUAACACAUUUAAAUCUCUCCUCUAACAGCCUUUCAGGUCCAAUUCCUUUGGUACCAAAGAUCCAAGCUUUUGGUGCAUCCUCAUUCCUGAACAACUCCGGGCUCUGUGGUCCUCCUUUAGACAUUUCUUGCUCAGGCACUGGCACAACUCCAGCAUCAAAGAAAAACAAGGUGCUUAGUAAUUCUGUAAUUGUGGCAAUUGUUGCUGCUGCAUUGAUUCUUUCUGGGGUUUGUAUAGUAUCAAUCAUGAACAUUAGAGCACGCGGUAGGAAAAGAGAGGAUGAGACAAUGGUUGUUGAAAGCACACCAUUGGGUUCUGCAGAAUCUUCUGUUAUAAUAGGAAAGUUGGUUUUGUUCAGCAAGACUUUACCCUCAAAAUAUGAAGAUUGGGAAUCUGGCACCAAAGCUUUGCUUGACAAGGAAUGUUUGAUAGGUGGUGGGUCAAUUGGAACAGUAUAUAGAACUGAUUUUGAAGGUGGGAUUUCAAUUGCAGUGAAGAAGCUUGAGACUCUGGGUAGAAUAAGAAACCAAGAUGAAUUUGAGCAAGAAAUUGGUCGGUUAGGUAACAUUCGACAUCCAAAUUUGGUUGCUUUUCAAGGUUAUUACUGGUCUUCAACAAUGCAGUUAAUUUUAUCUGAAUUUAUUUCAAAUGGUAAUCUGUAUGAUAAUCUACAUGGACUUAACUAUCCAGGAACCAGUACUGGCGUAGGGAAUACUGAAUUGUACUGGUCUAGAAGGUUUCAGAUUGCUUUAGGAACAGCAAGAGCACUUUCUUUCCUUCACCAUGAUUGUAGGCCUCCAAUUCUGCAUCUGAACAUCAAAUCUACUAACAUACUCUUAGAUGAAAAUUAUGAAGCAAAGUUAUCUGAUUAUGGACUAGGGAAGCUGCUGCCUAUUUUGGACAACUAUGGUUUAACCAAGUUCCAUAAUGCAGUAGGUUAUGUUGCACCAGAGUUGGCUCAAAGUCUAAGAUUGAGUGAGAAAUGUGAUGUGUACAGCUUUGGAGUGAUUCUAUUAGAGCUGGUUACUGGGAGGAAACCGGUAGAGAGUCCAACAGUAAAUGAGGUAAUCGUUUUGUGUGAAUAUGUUCGUAGCUUAUUGGAGAUUGGCUCUGCUUCUGAUUGUUUUGAUAGAAUUUUACGAGGUUUCUCAGAGAAUGAAUUAAUUCAGGUUAUGAAAUUAGGGUUGAUUUGUACAUCUGAUGUUCCUUCAAGAAGACCAAGCAUGGCUGAGGUUGUUCAGGUUCUUGAGUCCAUAAGAUCUGAAGUAGAAUCCUCGUAGUCAUCAAAGUGCUCUAGAGUGUUUCCUGCACUACCCCAGAGUUAAAUUAACCAUGUUCAUUUUGAACCAAAGAAAGUAGUCUAGCUGGAAGUUGGUGCGAGUCAUGUGUGCAGUGAAAAUGGAGUUGCAUUUUAGGAGGGAAAAAAAAUUAGAAAAUCAUUCUUUUCUUUAUUCAUUUUUGGAAUUACAAUCAUUAAAUUGUUCCUGACAUUUGUAACUUUCGCCAAUAAAAUGAUUCAUUUAUUGUAUUUCAUA
Molecule: messenger RNA, 3848 nt
Organism: Jatropha curcas
Lineage: Eukaryota; Viridiplantae; Streptophyta; Magnoliopsida; Malpighiales; Euphorbiaceae
Product: Leucine-rich repeat protein kinase family protein
Biological process (GO): protein phosphorylation
Molecular function (GO): protein kinase activity; ATP binding; protein binding
Source: RefSeq, a predicted model, not a curated record